Molecule: messenger RNA, 1191 nt
Organism: Fomitopsis serialis
Lineage: Eukaryota; Fungi; Basidiomycota; Agaricomycetes; Polyporales; Fomitopsidaceae
Product: Alpha/Beta hydrolase protein
Exons: 8
Coding region: 1-1191 (396 amino acids)
Biological process (GO): epoxide metabolic process
Molecular function (GO): epoxide hydrolase activity
Source: RefSeq, a predicted model, not a curated record
AUGGCCACUUCAGAACCACAACCCUUCACCAUAUCCGUUCCGGACGCUGACCUCGCCCUCUUGCACGAGAAGUUGGAUCUGACGCGCUUCCCUGACGAGCUGGACGACGCGGCAUGGAACUACGGCGUGCCGCUUGCGAAUGUUAAGCGGCUCAUCGCGCGGUGGAAAGACGGGUAUGACUGGCGCGCUGCGGAGGCUGGCAUCAACGAGAUCCCUCAGUUCACUCGAGACGUCGAAGUGGAGGGCUUUGGUACGCUGAACGUGCAUUACGUCCAUAAGAAGAGCGAAGUGAAGGACGCGAUUCCACUAGUAUUCGUGCAUGGAUGGCCUGGCCACUUCCUUGAAGUCAAGAAGCUGCUCCCCUUGUUGACGUCUGCGUCGCCAGAUCACCCAAAUUUCCAUGUUGUUGCCCCUAGUCUGCCGAAUUUUGGCUUCUCUGAAAUUGUCAAGAAACAGGGAUUCACAGUUGCUCAAUACGCAGAGACGUGUCACAAACUCAUGCUCGCUCUGGGCUACUCUGAAUAUGUGGUUCAGGGGGGAGAUUGGGGUUCCUAUAUCACGAGAACAAUGGCAGCCAUGUAUGGCGAUCAGAUCGUGAAAGCAUGGCAUACAAACUACGCCGCUGUGGUCAGCCCACCGUCGUUCUCGAGCUUUCCUCGGCUCUGGCUUCAGCACCUGCUUACACCGUAUACCGAGGUUGAACGGGCAUGCUUGAAGCGCAUCCAAUUAUUUAUGCAGAAAGGACGGGGCUACAGCGCUGAACAGAAUACGCAGCCGCAGACAAUCGGGUAUUCACUCGCGGACUCGCCGGCGGGCUUGCUCGCGUGGAUAUACGAGAAGCUCGUGCUCUGGUCGGAUGGUUAUCCUUGGGAUGACGACGAGGUCCUGACGUGGAUCUCAAUCUACUGGUUCUCUCGAGCGGGCCCUGCCGCCUCUGCGAGGAUAUACUACGAACAAGCGAAAGUAAGAGAAGAUCCAAACCAUAGCGUUCCUUGGUGCGCUGCUCCGGGUGGUGUAUCCUUCUUCCCCAAGGAGCUUAUCCGUCCACCAAAGACGUAUUCUGAACAUGGGAACGGAGGACAUUUUGCUGCACACGAGAAGCCCGAUGAACUUGGGGCGGACUUGCGCGCGAUGUUUGGCAAGGGCGGUCCUGCGUUCGGUGUGGUAGCCGGCAAGGCGGGCUACGACUGA